GGUCUAAGACUUUGUGGCUGUGGUAACGACCCUUUGCAGCAGGAGGGAUGCAGUAAUCCGCCAUUUCAGUAGCUACGAUGAGACCUACUUCCAGUAAACAUUGAGAGGGGACCAUCAAUUUACCACCUUUUUUUUGCGUAGUUAGGUAUAGGGCAACCGUGAGGGGUGACAAAACGAGUCCUCUAAAGGUUUGCGGAAAGCAGGGAAAGGGGCGGAAGAUGGCGGUCGACAGACGAGACGAGAAAGAGGGAGAGCUCAACGUCCUGGAUGACAUCCUCACCGAGGCCCCUGACCAGGAUGACGAGCUCUAUAACCCUGAGAGUGAACAGCACGUCCAGAAAAAAGGAUCUAAGAGGAAGAAUGACCGAGGGGACGACCACGAGCUGAAACGUCUUCGGCCCUCGGCUCACACCACCAGACAGGCCACUAAAAGAUCUGCCCCCUCGGCUGGUGCCAGCGGGAAAAAGCUGGUCAACCUCAGGGGUGGGCGGCACCCCUCCGAAUACAAGACUGAAGAUUACUACGACGACCGGAAGACCCAUUCCAUCCGAGCUGGUGGGGCGCAGCGGGGGGACCCUCCCAAAGCAUCCCAUCUUGUCAAGCCUCUGGGCCGCAGGAGAGAGCCAGACAGACAGAGGAUCAAGCCCCUCAUGCCUGAGCUAACCACAGAGAAGCUGAUGCGUCCCAUCGAGGGGAGUGUUGGCAGGGUCAGCACCUCCUCCAAGGAAGAGGCAGAAGAAGAGGCAUCAGACCAGGAGACGGGCAGCACGGCCGACUCCUCCGAGGGAGACCGGUCCAACAUGGAGGGAGAAGAGGUGAUGGAGGAAGAAGAAGAGGAGGAGGAGGGAGAGAAGGGCCCAGAGGAAGACGAGGAAGAGGAGGAGGAAGAGUAUGAACAGGAGGAAGGGGAUCAGAGAGUUGUGAAUGAACCGCCUGACUACGACACUCGCAGUGAAGCCAGCGAUUCCCAGUCUGAUUCAGUGUCGUUCUCCGAGGGGGAGUCGGUUCACUCUGGGUCUGGUUCUGACGCCUCAGGUUCUGAGAAGAAGCAUGAGAAACUAUCCUCCUCUGUCCGAGCCGUCCGCAAGGACCAGACCAGCAAGCUGAAGUACAUCCUGCGAGACGCACGCUUCUUCCUGAUCAAGAGUAACAACCAUGAGAACGUCUCCCUGGCCAAGGCUAAGGGAGUGUGGUCCACUCUGCCUGUUAAUGAGAAGAAGCUGAACGCUGCCUUCCGUUCUGCCCGCAGCGUCAUCCUGGUCUUCUCCGUCAGGGAGAGUGGAAAGUUCCAAGGUUUUGCCAGGCUGUCCUCGGAGUCCCAUCAUGGAGGGUCUCCCAUCCACUGGGUCCUGCCUGCUGGGAUGAAUGCCAAGAUGCUGGGUGGGGUGUUCAAAAUCCACUGGAUCUGCAGACGGGAGUUGCCGUUCACUAAAACGGCUCACCUCUCCAACCCGUGGAAUGAACACAAGCCUGUAAAGAUCGGCCGAGACGGACAGGCGUCGGCCCGAGGAAUAUGACAUUCACAACAGGAAACGCCCGAGGAUUGACUAUCCGGCCGAGUUCCCACAGAGACCAGGCUUUAUGCCAGUUCCACGUAACCCACCAGUUGACCGGCGCUUCCCAACUGGAGUGAGAAGAGAGUGUUCCUCAAUGGGUCCUAACGAUUACAUGAGAGAGUUCCACCACACCAUCGGGCCGCCUCCUCCUUGGCAAGGAAUGGCACCGUACCCUGGGAUGGAGCAGCCUCCUCACCACCCGUUCUACCAGCACCAUCCUCCUCCUCCCCAGGCGCAUCCCCCGUACACCGGGCACCACCCUGUACCACACGAGGCCCGCUUCAGGGAGAAGAGAGUCGUACGUUCCUUCAGCUCUACCCUGCAUGACUAUGACAUGCGGGUGGAUGACUUCCUGAGACGGACCCAGGCCGUGGUAACAGGUCGCCGCAGCCGCCCCCGAGAACGAGACAGGCAGAGGGAGCGAGAACGGCCCCGGGAUGCCCGCCGGGACCGCGACAGAGACCGUGGACGCGAACGUGACCGAGAGAGAGACAGGAUCAGGGACAGGGAGAAGGAGAGGGGGCGCUACAGGAGAUAAUCAGGGACUAACUAAAUCAAAUCAAACAGCACGUCCUGUGGUAGUUUCUCUGACCUAGUAUUUUUAUUUUUUCAUUUUAAUUUUUACAUUUUUUCCUCACAUUUUUUUUAUUUUUAAAGAAGCUGAACUGUUCUGUUCUGAGUGAUUGUGUUCUGUUCUACAUCGUGCUGUGAAGUCGCCUCAUGUCUAUCAUGCAUGCAGUGUAACUGAACUAACUGGAGGGGGGGGGGUAACAACCCAAAAUACACAUUUUUAGUUCAUCUUAUUUUGGAGGAGACGCGGUUAAGAGCAUUUAACUAUUUGGAGCUGGUUUUCGUUUCUUCUUCCUGUCCCCGACUUUCAGUGUUUAAUGCCAGUCUUUUGCGUGUAUUUUUUUUUUAGAAGGGAUUGAUCCUGCACUUGUCACAUUUUGUCUUUGUGCUGUUCAUGAUCGUACGUGGUUCAAAUGAAGAUCUCUACUAAAAUGUGUUGUACUGAAUCUGACUGGCAGUGUUGUUGCGAGUCCCUUUUUUGCUGACCUUUUUUUAAUUUCAAGCCAUUUUGUUGUUUUUUCUUGUGUUUGUCUGAUCUGGAAGUAAAAAGCAAUAUUGUUGUUACGUCGAUCCCUUUUCCUUUCUGAAGUUUAAACCGAGACUCCAAUCAGUGCUGUAAAGUUUAGAGAACCUGCAAUGUGUGUCGGGGGCGGGGAAUAAGGUAUCGCUUGUCUUGGAUGACUGUUUUGUACAAAAAAAAUUAAAUACUAUUGAGUGUUUUA
This is a messenger RNA of Salvelinus sp. IW2-2015, 2848 nucleotides long. Lineage: Eukaryota; Metazoa; Chordata; Actinopteri; Salmoniformes; Salmonidae. The record is from RefSeq and is a predicted model, not a curated record.